This is a messenger RNA of Rotaria sordida, 1317 nucleotides long. The record is from the annotation of a GenBank genome assembly. Lineage: Eukaryota; Metazoa; Rotifera; Eurotatoria; Philodinida; Philodinidae.
AUGAGUGAAUCAAAACCAAGACCAACAGCCAGCUCAGAAAAAUUAAAAUGGCAAGCAAAAUCAGCAUUUAAUGAAGGUAAUUACACAUUAGCUAUAGAACUGUUUAGUUAUGCAUUAGAACAAGUACCAAAAUAUGCUCCCUAUUUAACAAAUCGUGCUUUAUGUUAUUAUCGUUUAAAUGAUGCUGAUAAAGUUUUAAAAGAUGCAUCAGCAAGUAUUCAAUCUGAUCCAAAAUGGGCAAAAGGAUAUUUUUAUAAAGGAAAAGCAUUAGAAAUGUUAAAUCAUAAACAAGAAGCAAUUGAAUUUUAUAAAAAAUGUUGUGAAUUAGAACCAGAUCAAGAAGAAUAUCAAAAUGUUCUUAAAAAUUGUCGUGAAACAUUAACAACAACAAAUAGAUCAGUCGAUAAAACACCAACUCAUGAUGUUUUAUGUGAUGUAUGUCGAUGUCGUCCAAUAAUUGGUAUUCGAUAUAAAUGUUCAGUUUGUGAUGAUUAUAAUUUAUGUUCAAAAUGUCUUAAUUCAAAUCCAAAUCAAAGAGGACAUAAAGAUACUCAUCCAUUAAUUCCAAUUAAACAACCACAACAAUCUUCAAAAAUCAAAUCAAAUCAACAAGAAUCAACAAUAUCUAAUUCAAUACCUCGACAGAUUGAUGUAUCUCUUGCAAUACAUAGUUAUAAUAUUGUUUUAGUCAUAGAUGUAUCAUUAUCAAUGAUUGGUUAUGAAGCAAAUAAUAGAAUAAAUCCUUCAAAAAAUCGAUGGCCUGUAACAGAACGUGGAAUAAUUAAAAUUGCUAAUCAAUUAGGUUUGAAAGAUUCUUUAACAUGUUUAGCAUUUAAUGCUAAAGUCUAUGAAAUAAUGGAUAAUGAACCUGCUGAUAGUGCUAAAUUAAAAUUAGCUUUAGUUUUAUCUUCUUUAAAACCAAGUAUAGAUGAUGCUAAUUCUGGUACAGCAUUAUAUGAUGCUAUCGAUUCAACAUUUAAAAUUUUAUUAAGAAAUAAAUUUGCUGGACUUUUAUUAGGUGAUUCAAAUCGAAAUCAAAUUAUUUUAAUUACAGAUGGAGAAGAUUGUAGUUCAAAAAAUUGUAAUUUAGAACAAGCAUGUCAACGAGUUAAACAAAUUUGUGAUGAUUUUGAAACUGAUAUGUUAUUAAUUGGUAUAGGGCUUGAAAUACGAGGAAGACAAGCUAUGAAUCAAUUAAAACGAUCGGGAGGUCAAAAAUGUAAAUUUUUAGAUUUAUCAAGUUUAUCAGAAUUAGAUGAUAUUUUUGAUAGAAUAUCGCUUAUUUUUACUCAACGAACAGCGGUUAUUAAUGUUUAA